UUGAAUUCUUCCCCUGACUCGAACUGGAAGUACAUUUUUUAAUAAAAAUAAAUAAAAAAUGAUUCUAUCGGCGGUAUUUUUGUUUCUGAUUCCGGUUUCCCUGGCAGUCGAACAGGAACCCAUGCUGACACCCCCACUGAAAACUGAAGCUGCAAAUACUACGAAUCUUCCAGAUCGAUGUCCAUCAACAACAGAUACAUUUAAAUUCCACCAAGAAAUCCAUCUUCCAGGCUUGGAACCUUUUCAAGCUAUUUGCUUCUCAAAUAAGGAUAUAGGAUCUGGAUGGAUGGAGGUUUAUUUUAAAAUCGGAAUGUUUUUUGGCCCAACGGAAUUUCAUCGUACAUUUGAUAAUUACAUAAAUGGAUUCAAUACUUUGGAGGGCGGACAUUUCAUUGGGCUUGAAAAAUUGCAUAUUUUAACGAGCCGGAAGCCGCAUGAGGCGCUAGUGUUUAAUUACAAAGACACACGCUAUAAAGUAAAAUGCGAUAACUUCGUUAUGGGGGACAGGAGCGAAGGUUACAGCCUGAAACAGCUUGAUGGAUGUGUUGGAGAUACUCGGGUCUUGAACCUCAUUCAGGGCACAAAGUUCUCGACAUUCGAUCACGAUCGAGAUGGAAAUCCGGAUCACAACUGGGCAGAAGAAACGGACCAUGGAUUCUGGUUUAGUUCUGGAGAGCCAGUUUUGGGGAAAUAUUUAUUGUUGUAUUUCCUAAUCCGAAGAAAAGAUUGAAGGGAGCCACUCCUUCGGAAGUAGUCUCUGGAAAUGAAGAAAUGAAUUGUAUGAUUUUACUAUGAAAAGAAAUUAUAAAUUAAUCAUGAUUGCAUAUUUUAACUCAAAAUAAAAGAG
This is a messenger RNA of Drosophila ananassae, 847 nucleotides long. RefSeq names its product microfibril-associated glycoprotein 4-like. The record is from RefSeq and is a predicted model, not a curated record. Bases 59 to 730 code for a protein of 223 amino acids. The transcript has 4 exons. Lineage: Eukaryota; Metazoa; Arthropoda; Insecta; Diptera; Drosophilidae.